AUGAAUGCUGGUAGCAACAAUCCCUACCGCUGCAACUCUCUCGAGUCGCUCUGCCGCCGUGCCAGUGCCGACUCCCUCCGCUCGGUGCCUUCCGUCGACUUCUCGGGCACGCUGGAACACCACCCAGUGCACCCCAGGACAAACUGGGCAAGUGCCAACUAUGAGGACAGCCGUCUCCGUCCCCGCCCCAAGAGCUACCCAGAGCCUCGGAGAUACUCCCCAAAUUCUGGCCUGGUCAAUCCGGAUGUCAUCGACAGGAUGGACAACGUGGGCGACCUCAUGUACCACCAUGAAGGCCCUUACGAUGCCGUGUGCAGAGAGCGGAAUCGCAACACCCAGGCGAGCCCGCUGGAGGCUGUCAGCCGAUCGAACGAGGAGGCACUCAGAGCCACCCCUCGCGAGCGGAUCAUCGACAGUGUUCGCAACAACCGGCCCCUGGAUGGCACCGCUUUCUACCCGCCGGGUCAUACGGACAACGGUGGGAACACGUACGACUACGAAGAGGGGACCAAUAUGAUGAGUGACUUUGGGAAUUUUGCGCGCAAUCCUGGAUUUAAAUUCCGGGACGAAGACUUCAAGAACGACCCGUUCUACACAAAACCGCCGCCCAAGCCUUAUAUUUUCGUGGCCAAGGUGCUCAAGCGCUGCGGAUUCAAGCGCAUCCCUGUCUAG
Messenger RNA from Aspergillus ruber CBS 135680, 672 nucleotides. RefSeq lists its product as uncharacterized. Gene Ontology annotation, cellular component: cytoplasm. The transcript has 2 exons. The record is from RefSeq and is a predicted model, not a curated record. NCBI's taxonomy places the organism in Eukaryota, Fungi, Ascomycota, Eurotiomycetes, Eurotiales, Aspergillaceae. The coding region runs from base 1 to 672 and encodes 223 amino acids.